Messenger RNA from Drosophila persimilis, 671 nucleotides. RefSeq lists its product as uncharacterized. Lineage: Eukaryota; Metazoa; Arthropoda; Insecta; Diptera; Drosophilidae. Bases 71 to 571 code for a protein of 166 amino acids. The transcript has 2 exons. The record is from RefSeq and is a predicted model, not a curated record.
ACUGGAGUAGCCACUUUUUUUUUUAUCUUCAAAAGCAAUCCGAUUCGAUUCGAUUCCCCAAUCCCUCAUAAUGUGCAAGCUGAGUCUGAGUCUGUGUUUGCUGAUAGCCCUCUUCGGCUGCCUUGCGGCCGCCAGUCCCGCCCGCCAGCUGCCUUUGGACAGCAGCACCCUGCGCGAGAUCACCGUGGUAAAGAACGUGCGCUUGUUUGCCGCGCAGCACCCGGGGCUGAAGAUCCAGCGUCUAGCAAAGCAGCCGGCCACAGCCCGCGGUGGUGUCGAGUCCGUGCGCUACACUCUCGGCGCCCGCGUAACCAGCGACAGCUUGGUAGCCCAGGGUGCCGAUGUGUUCAGCUAUCCGGCUUCCCAGGAUGUGAGCGUACAGUUGACGUACCCGGAGGAAGGCGCUGGAGCAAUCAUCACUUACGUGGAGCUGAUCUGCACCCAGGACAACAGCGAGGGCAACGCCUACGUGGUGGCCGGAGGCAUCGGACAACGGUUCAUCUCGAUCAUUCUCGAGGCCAGCCAGACCCGCAACUUCUCGUACCAGGCCCAGUACUAUGGCCAAAAGUAGGAUUCCCUGCUGUUGCUGCCCUACCGCUGUUUGUACAGAUGUGUCGCACAGACCAUGUCGCAUGAUCCAAUAUAAAUAUACGUACCCAUAAAUGUUGAAA